Messenger RNA from Rhodotorula toruloides NP11, 2568 nucleotides. RefSeq names its product component of oligomeric golgi complex 2. Gene Ontology annotation, cellular component: membrane; COG complex. The transcript is spliced from 9 exons. The record is from RefSeq and is a predicted model, not a curated record. Gene Ontology annotation, biological process: protein transport; intra-Golgi vesicle-mediated transport; Golgi organization. Lineage: Eukaryota; Fungi; Basidiomycota; Microbotryomycetes; Sporidiobolales; Sporidiobolaceae. The coding region runs from base 1 to 2568 and encodes 855 amino acids.
AUGGCCGGGGACGCGCUUCAGGACCCAUUCAACCCGGCACAGCCAGCGACAACUUCCCCCAGCCGGCCAGCGACGCUCUCGCCGCCCUCCAAGCCAGCGUUGUCGCAUCGCCCGAGUUUCACGACUGUGCUCUCGACGGCGGAUCUUUCAGCGGCGGUAGAGGGGCAGGUGGACCUCCCGAGCGCGCCACCGCUCAGCCACGAAGCCCUCGCGGGCGACGACUUUGAUGCGAGCGAGUUCCUGCUCGCUCGCCGACAUACCCCACUCGACGACCUGCGGAGCGAGCUCCGCGGGUACCUCGCGACUCUUCGAACUUCCCUCGUCGGCGUAAUCAACGAGGAGUACGAGGCGUUCAUCGGUCUCUCGCUCGGUCUCAAGCAUGCCGCAGUCUCCCAAUCGCUCGCCACGAUCCGCCGACCCGUUCUCUCCGUUCGAGGGGAAGUCAUGCGCGUCAAGGACGAGUUGGAGGACAUGCGAAGCGAGAUGAGCGGCGUCCUGGACGAGCGGAAGGAGGUCCGGGAGAUGAAAGCCAUGAUGCGGAGACUGUUGGCGACAGAGGAGGCCGUCGACAAGGUGGAGGGUUUGUUAAAGCCGGCUGGCGAGGGGGACAAGUCGAGGAGUCUUGACCUCGCUGUGGAUUCGCCAGCGAAGCGGCUAGAGCGGAUAGCGAGCGAAUACACUCACAUGCUGUACCUUGUCGAACGAGCAGGCGACCUUCCCUUUGUCAAGGCUCUUCAGCCUCGCAUCGAUCGCGUUACUUCCGCCCUGCGAACCGACCUCUCCUCCCUCCUCUCCGCCAUCCUUGCCGGCUCUCCCUCGACCCCGACAUACCGAGAAGAGCUCACCAUCGCACUCCGUACCUUCCUCUCCCUCGGUCUCGUCUCGCAAGUCGAAGACAUCGUGCGACGAGACGUCGCCCGCCCCUUCGUCAAACACGCCAUUCACCGCGACGCCCUCUCCCCUCCAUCCGACUCUGCCGCUCUUUCGUCCCAUCCGGCUCAUGUUCCUCCACCGUACCGCAUCGAACACAUUGGAGUUCCUCCAGCACACCGAGAAGGAACGGAUGCCGCGCCUCUCACCGCGCUUUACAACCGCAUCCUCGCAUUCGUCUCGCACGACUGCGGGGUCCUACUUGACGUCGCUGAGCGGGUACUGGUGACUCAGCCCGACCGGCGAAGAAUCGACUCAGAUGGUGCGGCAUCCACAGGCGGCGAGGCGGAGAAGGUGGAAGGUUUCGAGAUCUUGACGAACGUCUUGUUUGACGAGAUCGGAACGGCAUUGAUGGGCGAGCUGGGAGGCGUCAUCUACGCUGCUGGUCGACCAACGGUGUUCCAUCAGAACUACCUCCUCACGACCGCCUUCGUCUCACGCAUUGAGUCGCUCUCGCCCACGCUCGCUCGCCUGACCUCUCUCCGAUCCCACUCAACCUACACGACCCUCCUCAAGCGCUUCCAGCUCCCAGUCUACUUCCAGCUCCGCUUCAAAGACGCCGUCACCUCCGUCGAGCGAGCGUUCGAAGUCGGUCAAGCGAGCGGAGGAGGGGCGGAGGGGUUCGUGAUGAGCGAGAGUGAGGCGGCGUUCAAGGCGUUGAGGAGGUGCUGGGACGAUGAUGUGUGGCUGGAGGAGUUGGCGGGAAGGUUCUGGAGGUUGACGCUGCAGAUCGUCAGCCGGUACCGCACAUGGCUCAACGACCGAGUCCCGCGAUACGUCUUGCCUACGAGCGCCUCGUCCGCAAACCUCGCCGCAGCAGCGCCUGGCAGUCCCGCCAGUCGAGCCUCGUUCGAUGGCGACCGAAGUCGACUCGCCGCCUCAGCCGGCAACAGUCGACCAGCGACCCCCGGCCCAGCCCCAGUCAACGACGAAGUCUCGGAGGAGACGACGCUGCGACAGCUGACCGUGCUGAUAGCGGAUGCGCAGACGAUGGAGCGGAAGGUGUUGGAUUUGUUUGAGGAGAGGAUCAAGGGUCGCUUGCCGGCGGACGGGCGGGACGAGGCGGGCGACAUCAUGCGCGACUCCCUCUCCUCCGUAACCGCCAUCGUUCCCUCCCUCUCCUCCCAGAUCACCACAAUCCUCAUCAAGCGCUGCGCCGAACACCUCAAGCUCGUCCGGUCCGUCGCGUCCCAAGUGCGCGCCAGUACUCGCAAAGGCCCUUCAGAGCCGAGUUACUUUGUGCAUAAUAUCCUCAAGGAGGUGAGAGCGUAUCUUGGUGGACCAGGAAGGGUGGUGGAGGUGGAGUUGAGGAGGAGGUUGGCAACGGUUGUGGUGGAGGACAUUGCGGGGCGCUACACGUCCAUCCUCUCGACGCAAAAGAAGACGGAAGACUCUCUCCGGUGGCUCAAAAAAGGCCGCCAAGGGCUCUCCUUCUUCGGCCGGGCCGCCACCGCGUCGACCGGAGCUGAAGACGGUUCAUCGGACGACGACCGCGUCAAGAUGCAGAUGCAGCUGGACGUCGAGACGCUUGCGAAGGACGCGGAGGAGUUGGGCGUGGAUGUCGAGGGAUGUGAGGCGUUUAGGACGCUGAGGAGGGCCGCGGCGGGGGAGGUCAAGGACGAAGAGGGGAAGAAGUAG